Messenger RNA from Dermatophagoides pteronyssinus (European house dust mite), 1338 nucleotides. RefSeq names its product phosphatidate phosphatase PAH2-like. The record is from RefSeq and is a predicted model, not a curated record. NCBI's taxonomy places the organism in Eukaryota, Metazoa, Arthropoda, Arachnida, Sarcoptiformes, Pyroglyphidae.
AUGCAGCUUAGCGCUGCUGGAGAAGGCUUUUUUAAAAAAGAGGCGGAAGUGGAAAAAGUUGCGAAUUUUUCUGAAGAAAUAGCCCAUGACGAAUCAAUGUCACCCAAUUUUUUAAGCUCAUGCAGUGGUUGUAAUUUUGAAAGCGCUGCUACUAAUAUCCUUGAUGAAGAUAGAUCCGUUGCCGAAGAAAAGCACAUGAAUAAUGACUACAAAACUUGUUGGUCGCGUGCCUUUAGUUCGAAUAAUGAAGAGUUUUUGCGACAGCUCUCGAUCAAUCAGAACGAUUUUGGAUAUGCUUUGGGCUAUUCCAGCAUAGAAAUAUCAAUGUGUGCCAAUUUAAUAAUUGGCAAGGAAGAUUCUCGCGAAGCAGACAAUGAAAUAUUUGAGAAAAACCUAAUUGGCUCAGAGGAACUGGAAAAAGAUCCAACUCUAUGGUAUAAUCCUUAUGUAAUUUUUCGCUUCGACAAAGAAGGUCCUUUCAUUCCUAGCUGGGACAAAAUAGAAAGUUCAACAGUUACAAACGGGCUGAUAGCUGAAAACAUUAUUGAAUCAGUGCUCGACUCAGCAAUGCCUUUGAAACCGACGCAUGUUCAGCUUAAGCAAAUGAAUUUGAAGGACGGAGCUAACGUCGUUGAAUACAUUGUCAAUUCACAAGUGUUAGGCGUUCGGCAUUUGAUUGGAACAAUUUAUCUUUGGAGCGACGAUACAAAAAUCAUUGUGUCAGACAUAGACGGUACUAUCACGAAAAGUGACGUUUGGGGACAGGUUUUACCUAUUUUGGGUAAAGAUUGGUCUCACAGAGGCGUGGCUAAUUUAUUUUCUCGCUGCAGUAAACAUGGAUAUGAAAUAGUUUAUAUUACUGCUCGGGCUAUUGGGCAAGCCAAUACAACUAGGGAUUAUUUGUUUAGUCUGCAACAAGACGAAAAAUAUUGCUUACCUGACGGACCUUUGUUUUUAUCUCCAGACAGACUGUUUGAUUCAUUUAAAAGAGAAGUAAUCGAUCGUAAAUCAUUUAUGUUUAAAAUCGCAGUGUUAAAUGAUAUUAAAAAAACUUUCCCUGCAAAUAAGAACCCGUUCGUAGCUGGUUUUGGAAAUAAACAUACAGAUUACGUGGCGUACAAAAAUGCCGGAAUUCCAAAUGACAAAAUUUACAUAAUUGAUUCAAAAGGUGUAGUUAAACAUAUGGAUAGCGGUAACAGUAAAACAUACGGUGAACUGGCUGAAAACAUUGAUGAAAUAUUUCCUAGUCGAAAAGAAUUUUUUGCCGGUGAUUCUCAAAAUAAAAAAAAUAGCGAAAAAAAAAGGCUUUCGCAUUUUAGAGCAAAACUAAAGUCAUAA